This is a messenger RNA of Camellia sinensis, 1096 nucleotides long. RefSeq names its product GTP-binding protein 1 (gene GB1). Gene Ontology annotation, molecular function: GTPase activity; GTP binding. The record is from RefSeq and is a predicted model, not a curated record. Gene Ontology annotation, cellular component: Golgi apparatus. Gene Ontology annotation, biological process: protein localization to Golgi apparatus; Golgi to plasma membrane protein transport; intracellular protein transport. NCBI's taxonomy places the organism in Eukaryota, Viridiplantae, Streptophyta, Magnoliopsida, Ericales, Theaceae.
GCUGUAUUUUGUUAAAAGUAAUUUAUCUAAAAGAGGGAAAGCGGUCAAGAAACGCAAAGAAAAUUUCACAACUCAGGAUCAGGAGCUCCAGUUGUAGCGCAAAGCAAAAGAAUUUGAACACAUUCAAUAACCAUUCACACCCUUUUGCUCGCAGAAAUAUUUGAUGAGCUUGAGAGAAAUCUAGAAAGACAAUGUGAAGUCCUUUCUUUUUCCUCUUGAAGGCUACAAAGAGCAAAUAAUAGAGAAGAUAAAAACGAUACAGAGAUGUUUUCUUUGUUUUUUGGACUUUGGAAGUAUAUAUUCAGUAAGACAGAGUUUCAUGUUCUUAUUCUUGGAAUUGACAAGGCUGGGAAAACAACUUUACUGGAGAAGUUGAAAGCACAAUACUCAAACUUGGAAGGUCUUCCUCCUGAUAGAAUUGUGCCGACUGUGGGGCUAAACAUUGGGCGUGUUGAAGUCUCAAAUACAAAGCUAGUGUUCUGGGACCUGGGAGGUCAGCCUGGUCUUCGCUCAAUUUGGGAGAAAUAUUAUGAAGAGGCACAUGCUGUAAUAUAUGUAGUUGAUGCUGCUUGCCCAUCACGGUUUGAAGACUCAAAAUCUGCACUUGAAAAGGUUCUUCGGCAUCAGGAUCUGCAAGGAGCCCCUCUUUUAAUAUUAGCUAACAAGCAGGAUCUUGCUGAAGCUGUAUCAGCUGAAGAACUUGCUCGAUAUCUAGAUCUCAAAAAAUUGGAUGUAAGGGCUUACACAUUAGAAGCUGUAUCGGCUUAUGAUGGGACGGGAAUUAAAGAAAGCGUGGACUGGCUUGUAGAGGUUAUGGAGAGAAGUAAGAGAACUGAAAUGCUGAGAAUCCGCGCAGGCCUUACAAACCCGGGAUCUGGUUAGAAGAGAUUAUAUCAAUUUACAAUUUUUUCCCCCUGCUCUUGUAAGUAAAUUAGGGUUCAACUUGGAUCCUACAUGAUUGAAUCUUGCUCAAUUUGUUACAUAUUAUGCCUUGGUAGUACUUUCUUACUGGUUUAACUUGGUCAUAUGAAAUUUAUUUGGAAUAUAAUACUUGAUUCCUGAAUGAAAAAAAAUUAUAGUGUUGGUUUCUACUUUA